AUGUUGAUCCAGCAUUCUAGUCUCAGAUCCGAUCUAUCCGAGUCCCAGCGAACGGUGCGAGAAGCCAUCUCCAAAAUAUGUUCAGACUUCCCGGACAGUUACUGGGCCCAGAUAGACGAGUCGCAUCAAUUUCCGACCGAACUCUAUGAGGCGUUGGCACGCCAGGGAUGGUUGGGUAUCUGCCUGCCCCAGCGACAUGGGGGCUCGGAGCUUGGCAUUUCAGAAGCGGUAGUGAUGAUGCAGACUAUUGCAGAGUCUGGUGCGGGCAUGACGGUCGCCAAGUAUGGAACCGAGGAGCAGAAAGAUCGCUGGCUCACUCCGCUAAUUGCUGGUCACCAGAGGGCCUGCUUUGGAGUCACUGAGCCCAAUACUGGUCUAGAUACCCUGCAAUUGCAGGCAGCUGCACGCCGGUCGAGGGAUUGCUAUGUGCUGUCGGGACAAAAGAUCUGGAUUUCCACUGCCCAGCGGGCUGACAAGAUCCUUAUUCUUGUGCGCACAACACCACGCGACCGAGUGAAAAAGCCAUCGCAGGGCCUGUCACUUUUCUACACAGAUCUACAAGUUCCCCUGGUCCAAAUCACUGAAAUUCCAAAGAUGGGUCGGGCUGCCGUCGACACCAAUUCCCUUUUCUUCGAUAACUGA
Molecule: messenger RNA, 642 nt
Organism: Penicillium mononematosum
Lineage: Eukaryota; Fungi; Ascomycota; Eurotiomycetes; Eurotiales; Aspergillaceae
Product: acyl-CoA dehydrogenase family protein
Exons: 3
Coding region: 1-642 (213 amino acids)
Molecular function (GO): acyl-CoA dehydrogenase activity; flavin adenine dinucleotide binding
Source: RefSeq, a predicted model, not a curated record